GCAAUAAAAUGCAGCAUUUCCUCCGGAGCCUGAUAGUCACAACAAGAGGAGGAAGAGGAAAAACGACAGCUUUGGAUCGUCGUCGACUGCCUUGCGUGACAACAUAAGGAUCGCGUUCAGGCUUCGGGUUCGCCCUAUUACAGCUGCAACAUGUCUGACUUAUUAAGAUAUAUCGACUAUGACCAUAAAGCCACCUUCUUGAAGAUGCUCAACCAACAGAGGAUGGAAGGUGAGCAUUGUGAUGUAGUGGUGGUGGUGGAGAACAUUGAGUUCAGGGCCCACCGCUGCGUUCUGGCGGCCUGCAGCAAUUAUUUCAAGAAACUCUUCAAGAAGCAGAGCGACGAGGAUAACUCCAUCGUGGAGCUGGACUUCAUCCGCUCGGACAUCUUCGAGGAGGUGCUCAACUACAUGUACACGGCGCGGUUGGCCGUGCGCAAGAAGGACAUCAACAUGAUGAUGUCGUCCGGGCAGAUCCUGGGCAUCAACUUCCUGGACAACCUGUGCACCCAGAAGCGCGAGCUGACCAACAUGAAGACACGGGAGAACCAGGCGCCGGGCGACCACGGCAUGCGCGCCCAGGACGCCAUCCUGAAGGAGCUAGCCAUGGAGGAAGUGCGCAAGAACAGCUUCUACGACCAGGGAAUGGACGGCAUGGGCGCCGGGGGCUCCCACGUCUCCCAGCCCCACAACUACAGCACCAGCAUGGGCAAGGACCAGCACGGCCACGGCUGGGGCUCGUCCUCCUCCAGCGACAUGAAGCUGGAGUACCUCCUGUACGGCCACCGCGACCACGGCUCCUGCCAGGCGACGGGGGCCAAGCCGCUGGACCACAACGCCAAGAAGGAGCGCCUGCUCACCGCCAACCGGCCGUACGGCUGCGAGCACUGCCCCAAGGCCUUCACCACGGCGGCGCACCUCAAGGAGCACCUGAAGAUCCACUCGGGCUUCAAGCCGCACCGCUGCGUGGUGUGCGGCAAGGCCUUCAUCCGGGGGCCCGACCUGAAGCGGCACGAGCGCGUCCACAGCAACGAGAGGCCCUUCGGCUGCCAGAUCUGCGAGAAGGCCUUCAAGCACAAGUCGCACCUGAAGGACCACGAGCGGCAGCAUCGCGGCGAGCGGCCCUUCAACUGCGGCUCGUGCGACAAGGCCUUCAUCAAGGCGUCGGAUCUGAAGCGCCACUGGAACACCAUGCACAGCGGGAACCCCCGCCGGCAGAUGUCCCUGUCCCCCGCCACCUCCCAGCAGGCGGGCCAGCCCGACGCCACCGGCGACCAGAGAGACUGGAAAAUGGAGACGGGGCCCCACUCGCAUAACUCGGGGGACUGUUGAGAGCGAGCGAGCGAGAGAGAGAGAGAGAAAAUUUAAAGCCCCAGCCACGGCCAGGGACAUGAGCGAUUUUUCCUUUUUCGGGGGCCCCCAAUCGGGAAACACAAACACACACAAAAUUUAGACACUGAUGUACACCCACACAUACACACACACACAAACGCGCGCACACACACAUGUAGAGACAGACGUAGACACGUACGCCAUAUACGCCAGGUGCUCAAAUGUAAACUUGAGUAUUUGUAUACAUGUGUACACAAUGCAAAUACACAUGCAGCCCUGUGAUUGGCCGAGGAGCCACGUGUACCACGGACUACGAUGGGAGGAACGGCGCUAAGGCCGGUCCACGAGGCUGUGGGGGCUGUAUUAUCCUAAAGAAAUAUGUCAACGACAAAAAAAAAAAGAUGUUCUUUUCCGCCUGUAAAAUCAUGUAAAUGUUUAGUUCACUCUACUUAUACGUAUAUUUUUCACAAAGCAUUGUUGCUAUUCUAGAGACUGGGGAGUUCUCAUAACAUUAUUCUUUUUAUUUUUUGUUUAUUUUAUUUUUUUUGCUUUUUAUGGGAUAUGUAUAACAUUUUUAAGUGUUUCGUUUAACCUUUUACUGGAUUAUCGACAAAGGCUAUAGAGGCAGUCAGAUGAGACGGGCGACAAAAAAAUAAAAGAGGAUUUUCUUUCUGCAUAACAUUUGUUGCGUUGCGUAUAUUCCCGUGGAUGUUUUAAUGGAUGUGUUUAGUUGUGUUGGUUGAUUGAUAUUGACACUGUAAGAGUAAAGCGUUGACUUUUUUUGCAUUUUUCGGAAAGAAAAAAAGAAACAAACAAACAGACGAUACCAAAGUCUUGGGCCCCCCCCCUAUCCCCCCUAUCCCCCCCUCCUUGCAGAGGAGGACCUCACAAGGCUGUCCAGUCCCAAGCAUCGCCCGGCCCACUAGAUUUACUGUUAUACAGUACAACCACUGUCAUCCUGCGAUCAACCGUCUAAUGAUAGGUGUCUGUAUAUACUGUAGCUUAGUUUGUUGCACAACUAUAAGAGUACACCGUAAUGGAAUAUGCACAUAUUAACAUUGUUCUACCCCCCCCCCCCCCCCUCCUAUCUACACUUUGACAAUAAACACCAUUUGCUGCGUUGUA
Gadus morhua (Atlantic cod) is the source of this 2454-nucleotide messenger RNA. RefSeq names its product zinc finger and BTB domain-containing protein 14. The record is from RefSeq and is a predicted model, not a curated record. Lineage: Eukaryota; Metazoa; Chordata; Actinopteri; Gadiformes; Gadidae. Gene Ontology annotation, molecular function: RNA polymerase II cis-regulatory region sequence-specific DNA binding; DNA-binding transcription factor activity, RNA polymerase II-specific; protein binding. The coding region runs from base 151 to 1329 and encodes 392 amino acids. Gene Ontology annotation, biological process: regulation of transcription by RNA polymerase II. The transcript has 2 exons.